Messenger RNA from Phalaenopsis equestris, 2541 nucleotides. Its product is annotated as sodium-dependent phosphate transport protein 1, chloroplastic-like. NCBI's taxonomy places the organism in Eukaryota, Viridiplantae, Streptophyta, Magnoliopsida, Asparagales, Orchidaceae. Bases 189 to 2042 code for a protein of 617 amino acids. The record is from RefSeq and is a predicted model, not a curated record. Gene Ontology annotation, molecular function: transmembrane transporter activity. Gene Ontology annotation, biological process: transmembrane transport. The transcript is spliced from 11 exons.
GAUUUACAGUGCCGACCAGAAUCCGAGAUUUUCCCGCUUUUGGAAGCCAGAUAGUCCAUCAGUGCUGGAGAAGCAGCUCCGUGUACCUUCCUCCGUCACUUUUCCCUUGCGGCGGAAAGCUCGGCGCUAUGGUCAUGCUUUUCAAGCUGUGAGAGCUGUAGUGUUCAAGUCUAGGAUUUCUCUUGUUCAUGGCGACUGGAGCAAUGAUUUCGAGCAGAAGCUUCAGUUCGCUUCGCGACUCAGGGAAGAAAUAUCAAGGAGAGAGUCGUAGAUCUGGUGGCCGAGAAGUGCAGUUUGCCUUUUGUAAAGGCAGAAGUAUUUGGUGUGGAAAUACUAAAAUAACUAUUUCAGGAGGAUGUUACUAUUUUAUGAUGAAUUCUUUAUCGCCAUUUCGUAGUGAUCGUCCAUUUGGUAACAUUAUCAAGAUAAAGAGAACACCCUUCUUUGGUGAGAUGGAAAAGCCUCAAUCAAAUUACAAGGAAAACUUAUAUCCGCAAAAUUUCAAAGCCAUUUAUGUAAUGGACAGGUUUUCUGCAAGGAUAAGAUGCUUUAUUUCCUCAGAUUCGCUAAAUAACAGCCCGUUACACCAAAGAAAGGUAGAAAGUCUUGGUCUAUCACGUAAUCUUUGUGAACAAUUAGAACAAAAGUUGGCUACCAGGAUGUGUGCUGAUCUAAAAUCAGAGCAAUAUGAAGUAACUGGAUCAGCAUUGGAUUCACUAUACUCUUCAGAAGUUUCCAGUGAAGUGUGUUUGGAAAAGGAAAUGGUGCAAGAAUCAGCUAAUUGGUGGAAGCAAAAGAUACCAAAAAGAUGGAUGAUUGUUCUUCUUUGUUUUACUGCAUUUCUUCUAUGUAAUAUGGAUCGUGUGAAUAUGAGCAUUGCUAUUCUUCCAAUGUCAGCAGAAUUUAAUUGGACUCCUACAACUAUGGGUUUAAUCCAAUCAUCUUUCUUCUGGGGUUAUCUCCUUACUCAGAUAGCUGGUGGGAUUUGGGCAGAUAAGAUGGGUGGCAAGCUGGUUUUGGGCUUUGGUGUUGUUUGGUGGUCGAUUGCUACAGUUCUAACACCUAUUGCUGCUAAGAUUGGACUCCCUUUCUUAUUGAUAAUGCGUGCUUUUAUGGGGAUUGGUGAGGGUGUUGCCAUGCCUGCUAUGAAUAAUAUGCUUUCAAAAUGGAUUCCUGUUUCCGAGAGAAGCAGAUCACUUGCCUUAGUAUACAGUGGGAUGUACCUUGGUUCUGUAACGGGUUUGGCCUUUUCUCCCAUGUUAAUCCACAAGUAUGGCUGGCCUUCUGUCUUUUAUUCAUUUGGAUCGCUUGGAAGUGUUUGGAUCGCAGUGUGGCUGAGCAAAGCAUACAGUUCUCCAAAUGAAGAUCCUGAACUUUCUUUAGAUGAGAGAAGGCUUAUUUUGGAUGGAAGUGCGGCAAAGGAGCCUGUUGCAUCUAUUCCUUGGAGACUAAUUCUAUCAAAGCCUCCAGUUUGGGCUCUUAUAAUAUCUCAUUUCUGUCACAAUUGGGGCACCUUUAUUCUUCUCACAUGGAUGCCUACCUACUACAACCAGGUUCUGAAGUUUAAUCUCACCGAAUCUGGUUUAUUCUGCGUGUUACCAUGGUUAACCAUGGCUGCAUUUGCAAACAUUGGAGGCUGGAUUGCGGAUACACUGGUUGCCAAGGGGUUUUCGAUAACAACAGUUCGAAAAAUUAUGCAAUCAAUAGGCUUUCUGGGACCAGCAUUUUUUCUUACGCAGCUCAGUUAUGUUAAUACUCCACUCUUAGCUGUGUUGUGCAUGGCCUGCAGUCAGGGUAGCGAUGCAUUUUCACAGUCAGGUUUAUAUUCUAAUCACCAAGACAUUGGGCCACGCUAUUCGGGCGUCCUACUGGGAUUGUCAAACACAGCCGGGGUGCUUGCCGGCGUCUUUGGCACUGCUGUAACUGGUUACAUUCUUCAACAUGGUUCAUGGGAUGAUGUCUUUAAGGUAGCCGUUGGCUUAUAUAUUGUGGGCACAGUGGUCUGGAACUUAUUUUCGACCGGUGAGAAGGUAAUUGAUUAACAAGAAAAGAAGCAACGCUGUUUCCAAUCCAUUCUGGAGUGAGACAUAUCGUUAUGAAAAUAAAUUAUCAAGAAAGAUUAUAUCAUGAUGUAGCUGAGUUGCAACAAGGGACAAAAUCAUAUUUUGAGCAAAAAAUGCAGCACAACUCAAUGUUGUAUAGCUUUGGGACUGCACGAGAUCUUAUGCAUUAUUGCCGGUGUAUUAAAUCCAAUGUUGGAGAACAUAAGGUAGUAUUCUGAAAUCAUUCUCUCCUUCUGAUUCUGAGAAUUAUAUUCUCUAUUUCCUAGCAAAUUUAAUGAAGGAGUUGUAUAAGACCACAGGUAGCUCAGCACUGCCUAAACUUUGUGAGGAAAUGUCGCAAAAUCUGAUUCAUGCUUCAGUUCAUCACAUUUAAAUUGAUCUCUGUAUGGGAUACUGAUGAACUUAUUAUUUUGCUCUACAAAUAAUUUAAUUUCACCUAUUAUAAAUGCUUAUAGUUCUACAACUCUGCAAGUUAUGG